Messenger RNA from Rhizophagus irregularis DAOM 181602=DAOM 197198, 1158 nucleotides. RefSeq lists its product as uncharacterized. The record is from RefSeq and is a predicted model, not a curated record. Gene Ontology annotation, biological process: rRNA processing; ribosomal small subunit assembly. NCBI's taxonomy places the organism in Eukaryota, Fungi, Glomeromycota, Glomeromycetes, Glomerales, Glomeraceae. Gene Ontology annotation, molecular function: nucleic acid binding. Gene Ontology annotation, cellular component: UTP-C complex; CURI complex.
AUGCCUAAGAAAAAAAAACAAUCUCGAACUACUAACAACGAGUCUUAUAACAAUAAUAAUGAAAAACAAAAAGAAACUUCUUCAACUAAUCAACAGAUUCAUGAUGAGACAACUAAUAGCAGUAUAAAUGAAGUCCGAUUACCACCAUUAGAAGAACUUUCUAAUACAGGAUUUAAAAUACUUCCGAUUGAAAUAUCUUCACAAAAAACUAUUUUUGAUUCAAAUUCAUCUGAUCCUUCUACUUUUACCUCAAUUCAUUAUUGUUAUUUUAAAAGUCAUGAGUCACGUAAUACUAAUAAUGAUGAUAAUGAUAAACACUUACCUCUCAACAGUACUCUGUUUAUUUCAAAUUUACCAAUAGAUUCAACAGAAGCACAUAUUAAACAUUUGUUUCAAGAAUGCGGAAAGAUCGAUAGAAUUAUAUUUAAUGAAGUUAUUAAAGAUGAUGAAUUUUUAACUAAUAUUGUUAAUGGAAGUGAUAAUAAUGAAGGUGAAAAUAAUAAUGGAUUAAAUGAAAAUGAAUCAAUACAGCAAGGAAAAAAAUCUAAAAAAAAGAAAAAGAGAAAGCCAAACAUGCAAGGGGGAAUUGAGAAGAAUGUAAUUAGAAAUUUUGAGGAAGGUGGCUUAAGAAAAUUGUUGAUACCAGAUUCUUCUGCUCAUAUUGUAUUUCAAAAUUCAGAAGGAUUAAAAAAAGCUCUUGAAAUGACUCAAAAAAAGAGAAUAUGGACUAUUAAAGAUGUUGUUGAAAUUCCAUCAUUGGGAUUAUCUAGGUGGUUACAAGAUUAUAGAUUACAUCGUCCAGGUCAAAUAAAACUUCAAGAAGAAGUUGAUGAAUAUAUGCGUAAGUUUGAAGAAGCUGAAUUAGAACGACAUAAAGCUUUAGAAGCCAAACUCAAUCAACCAGACGAGGAUGGAUUUAUCAUGGUAACAAGAGUUGGAAGACGUAGUGCUAAUACGGAUGGUACAAUCACCGUAACAGCUGCUAAACCAGAGGAAAUUAAGAAUUUGAAGCCAAAGAAUAAAGAAUUGACAGACUUUUAUCGAUUCCAAAUGCGUGAAACAAAACGAAAUAAACUAAUCGAUCUUCGCAAAAAGUUCGAGGAAGACAAAGAAAAGAUCGCUAAACUUAAGGCCGCUAGAAGAUUUAAACCAUAUUAA